This is a messenger RNA of Diuraphis noxia (Russian wheat aphid), 2376 nucleotides long. RefSeq lists its product as uncharacterized. Lineage: Eukaryota; Metazoa; Arthropoda; Insecta; Hemiptera; Aphididae. The record is from RefSeq and is a predicted model, not a curated record.
AUGUCGUCCUCGCGCGCUGUGGCUGCUCAGAAAAAGUGCGCUGUUCCAUUGGCGGAAGAUUUAAACGAAAAAAAUUAUGAAGAUCUCUUGGCCACUGCUAUAUUAAAUAAGAUUGUCGCCAACAGUCAGACAAAGAAAAAAGUCCCAGUUAGGAGGACUAGAAUUUCUAAAUGUUCUCCAAAACAAACGGAUUUAAAAGAUCAGAAUUAUUCCGAUUCGAAAAAUACAGAAGAGCGGCGGAGAACUCCAAGAGUGUCUUUAACAGUGGAAGAAUUCACGGAAGAAGUAACGACAACCAGUUAUAAUACAUACUCCGAUAUUGAAGGUGAUUAUGACGAUGGUUACAACGAAGGUGAUGAAGAUGACGAUGAAAGAUCGCAAUCGACCAUUGGAAUGUUCAUGUCGAACGCUAAAUUGCUUCGUGGGCACACGGCGCCUUUGCCUGAAUUCGGGUCUGAUACARUUGAGGAUGRCAACAGUACUAUCGACCCCGACGACCAAGGAAUAAGUGCUACAGUGGACUCGUGGGAAGACAAUUGGCUGUUCCAAAAGAAAAGAAUAAACCAGAUGUCCGGAUCCAAUAAUUAUCACCAUCAUCCCGUACCCGUUCCUAUGUUAGUGCCGAACCCAUCCGAAGUCACCAGGCCACUAAUAGGCGAUCGCGAUGCUGACGAAACGUCCGAACUGUCUGACUACUCAAAUUCGGCAUUGGACGAGCUGCUCGAACUUUCUGAUUUUGAAUCAGAACCGCUGCAGACGAAACAUUCAGACGUCGACACAAACUCCAUUGAUGGUGGAAUUUUACUGUUCGAUGGUCCUAGCAGCGAGGAGGACAAUCCGCUUGUUUGGGAUCCCGUAGUGGAAGCUUGCAACAAGCACGUCGCACUUUCCCAAGUAGAUUCUGGCCAAGGUUCAAUGGAUCAUCAGAGGGAUUUUGAUCAAUCUAUAGAAGUCAACGAAAAACCUGUGCCAAGGCCAAGGUCUAGUUUAAUGUCAAGCGCUACAGAUAGCGAAGUCAAUUCAGUGUCAUCCGAUGAAGUUAAUGUCGCACAAGAAGACGAGGCGUUACCUCCCAGGCCAGGUACGAUAGCAGAACGAGAACAUUCCAAGUGGGAAAAGGCGACGCCACUAAGGAACAACCCGUACUCCGCCGAGAACAUCGAAAAGCGCAAGUAUAAGUCGUUCUUCGGCAGCAGGAGCAGUAGUGAGGCAUCACUGAAUUUAAUCAAUGGAAACGACACGUCCAGCUCGUUGAAAAUAGUCUGCAGCCCCUUGUUACCGGACACUCAGCGGUACGGUCGAGAUUACUACAUCAAUCAGUCCGAGGAAAUGAAAGCCAGAAAAAAACAGACCAAGGUAUCCAAACUGGUAGUACAGAUCGGCGAAGACAAAUUCGAAGGUGACGCACGGCGAACUGGCCGUGCAGUUCAGGACUCCGAGCCGGAGCCUCAUCCGCAAUCRCCAUCCAGUGGUGAAGUGCCCUUUGGCAGUUGCGGUGGUCAAGACAAACUGGUUCGGGUGUGCUCGUGGWCGGACCGACGGGAGAGCAGCAGCGGCGUCCCUAAGAGUUCCAUCGCAGAAUCGAUGACGGACGAUGUGCACCACUAUAUGCCUUCGGUCAGAGAACUAGCCAAACAGUUUUCGWCCAACAGCGCUGAAAACACACACAAGAACCCGAGCAGACAAGUUCACAGUCUGACGGCCAGAAGCCUAAGCCGAGAGUACCGCGAAGGUUUGGGAUUGAAAGUGCGCGAUAAAAGCGUACACGCUGUGCAGGACUCGGACGACAGUGGCAACGGAUCUGCUAAGUCUGAGGACGCUAACACGGUCAGCCAAAGGCACCUGCAGCUGUCUAAGUGAAAUCGUUUUUUAUACGGCUGGUCAACAAAUUAUCAUAUCAUUAUUAUUAUUAUCGUUGCGAUGGCUGUAUACUGUAUAGUAAUCACUAAUUAGUAAUGUAUAGAGAUUUCUAUAAUUUCUAUAAUAUGAAAUCUGGAAAUCAUAUAUACCUAGUCUUUACAAAAUUGUUAUUAUUUUAAUAUUAUAUUACUGAAUAUAUCACAUUACACCCAGCGUAUAAAGAAUAUUUUUAAUACAUUACGGUUUUGUGAUAUAUAUCAUUAAUUUUAUUAAAACUAAAAUAAUAUCAUAAAAUCAACUAUAUAGGUACCUCUUACCUACAGUAUAUAGUAGUACAGGGGUACAAAUAGAUGACCUGCAGUUGUUGUAUUGUUAUAAUUUAUUAUCGUAUAAUAAUAUUAAUUAAACUGUUAUUAUUAUUUUUAUUUUUAAAUUCCUUAUUAUAGAUAAACAAUAAACCCAUACAAAUGUAGUAGUUUUUUUUUUUUUAAUUUAAAAGCAUUAUACAAUUAUUUU